AGUCCGGAACCCACGCCCAAAUCAAAAAGAAGCGGACGCCCCCCAAAAAGUUCAAAACUUUCCAAAACAUCGUGUGCGCGGCUGCAUCGCCGCCCACCCGCCUCAUCGCAUUCACAACUCUCGCCUAAAAGGCUAAAACCCUUCCUCCGCCGGCCGAACCCGUCUGGAUUCGCCAAUGGAGUUCCCCCGCCGCGGCCAAUCCUCCCAUCCCGCCGACGCCGACGACGACGACCGCCGCCGCCUCCGCUUCCCUGACUCCACCCCGCCGAGCGGACGCGAAGCUAGGCCGGCUCCGGCGCAGGGGGACGCGGUGACGGCGGCGCUGGGGCGGCGGAGGGAGGAGCUGCUGUGGGAGCUCCACAAGACGAAGAUCCACCGGGAGAUGCUCCUGUGCCAGCUGGUCGAGACGGAGCGCGCCAUGGCGGCGCGCCUCGCCGCGGCCCGCGGCCACCCCGCCACGCCACCGCUCCCGUGGCCGCAGGGCGACCUGCUCCCGGCGCGGGAGUACGCGUGGCGGAGCACGCCGUGGGAGGAGCAGGCGAACGCGAACGCGAACGCGCACGCGCACGGUGCCCUCUCGGCGCCGCGCUCUGGUGACGAGGAGAUCACCCCGUGGUGGCGCCGGAGCCCGUCGGCAGUGACACCCCCGGUGUACCCGCACGUGGAGCGCUCUCCGUCGCCGCCGAUUGCGCGGGGAUGGCCGGCCGACGAUGACGAGCGGCAGGAACGUGGGGAGCCAUCCGGGUCGCCGGCGAUGGCUCCUCCGGUGCGGCAUGCACCUCAUGUCGAACAGUCCACACCAGUGCCGAUCAAGUCGCCUGCGGCGGAGGCCGUUUGUAUGCCAUCUGGGUCACCGGCGAUGGCUCCUCCAGUGCAGCCUGCUCCUCAUGUCGAGCAGUCCACACCAUUGCCGGCCAAGGAGCCUGCGGCGGUGGCGAAGGUGGAGGCAGAUGCCAUUGUCCAGACUGCGGCCAAUGCUGAUGCCGACCAGGCGUUGCUCGGCAAGGGGGCGACACCAGGAGGGCAAGGUUGCACUGGUCAGAAGGGUGAGGAAGGUGAUUUCGCCAUCGACGGCCAUGGCAGGCAGCUGUUGGGUGAGAUGAAUGUAAGCAAGAGCACCGAGCAGCCAAAACCUACAGAAUCCAUCUCUGGAGGCCACACCGAUGAACUUGUCCAGAAGCGUUAUCAAGAUAAUAAGCCGGCAGAUCAGGAGAUUGCAACAUUGGACAAGCAGAAGCGAGUAGGUUCCAAUGAUGAGCUUACACCAGAAAGGAGAUCCUCUGGUGUGAAGAGGCAGCUGGCUUCAGGAACCUCACUGGCAAAGAAGCCGAGGUCCCAGGGGAGCUCCAUCACUUGCUCCCUCUGCAAGGUCACCAUGACUUCUCCCAGGGCGCUGGUUGAGCACCGGGCAUCCCUCCUGCACCGGUCUAACCUCGCGCCAUUGCGAUCGGGGAACAAGGCCACCACUGAAGCUGCGCAGCCCGCGGAGAAGAAGACCGAGAAGCCAGAGGCAUCUGAAUGGAACAGCAGUGCACACCACCACCAGAAUCGGAUGUACUACUGCGAUAUAUGCGAAGUGAGGUGCAGCAGCGAGAAGAUGAUGGCGUCGCAUCUCGCCGGGAAGAGGCACAGGGAGCGGCACAACUCCAUUUUCAUGUAAUGAUGAUGGGACACAGUACAAGCUUGCCGCUUUGCCGCAGACCUGCAGCAGUGCAAAAAAUACCAUUUUGUUUGAAGGAAAGAUUGUUUAGGCCAUGUUUGUUUAGGUUUAUACGAUCGGUUUAUGAGAAGUUUAAGUCUAAACAAACAAAUCAAUUUAUUGGUUCGGCUUUUUUAAGCCAUAAGAAAAAACUACAUGUCACAGUAGUUUUUUGGGAUUAUGGAAAGUGUAUUUUUUACUCGACCAUUAAA
Molecule: messenger RNA, 1911 nt
Organism: Oryza sativa Japonica Group (Japanese rice)
Lineage: Eukaryota; Viridiplantae; Streptophyta; Magnoliopsida; Poales; Poaceae
Cellular component (GO): nucleus
Molecular function (GO): nucleic acid binding; zinc ion binding
Source: RefSeq, a predicted model, not a curated record